This is a messenger RNA of Peromyscus leucopus (white-footed mouse), 3094 nucleotides long. RefSeq names its product olfactory receptor 51F2-like. The transcript has a single exon. The record is from RefSeq and is a predicted model, not a curated record. Gene Ontology annotation, molecular function: G protein-coupled receptor activity; olfactory receptor activity. Gene Ontology annotation, biological process: G protein-coupled receptor signaling pathway. NCBI's taxonomy places the organism in Eukaryota, Metazoa, Chordata, Mammalia, Rodentia, Cricetidae. Bases 1 to 945 code for a protein of 314 amino acids. Gene Ontology annotation, cellular component: membrane.
AUGUCAGCCUUCCAGAACACCACAACUUCUUCCAUCAUUUUCCUGCUCACUGGUGUGCCCGGGCUGGAAGCCUUCCACUCCUGGAUCUCCAUCCCCUUCUGCUUUCUCUAUGCAACUGCCCUCUCAGGGAACAGCCUGAUUCUCUUUGCCAUUAUCACUCAGCCCAGCCUCCACGAGCCCAUGUAUUAUUUCCUCUCCAUGCUUUCCACCACUGACCUCGGGCUGUCCAUAUCCACUCUGGCCACCAUGUUGGGGAUAUUCUGGUUCAAUGCCAGAGAGAUCAGCUUCAAUGCCUGCUUGUCCCAGAUGUUCUUCAUUAAACUCUUCACUGUCAUGGAAUCCUCAGUGCUGUUGGCCAUGGCUUUUGAUCGUUAUGUGGCCAUCUCUAAUCCCCUUAGGUACGCCACUAUUUUAACUGAUUCCAGAAUAGCUCAAAUUGGAGUAGCAAUUGUCAUCAGAGGGACUGUAAUGCUGACACCAAUGGUUGCCCUUCUUAAGAGACUAACCUUCUGCAACAGCCAUGUGCUCCACCACUCUUACUGCUUCCACCCCGAUGUCAUGAAGCUCUCAUGCACAGACACCAGGAUCAACAAUGUAGUUGGACUGACUGCCAUGAUUUCUACUGUUGGAGUGGACUCGGUCCUCAUCCUCCUUUCUUAUGUCCUGAUUAUUAGGACCGUCCUCAGCAUUGCUUCCCCAGAAGAGAGGAAGAAAGCCUUCAGCACAUGUAUCUCCCAUAUAGGAGCUGUAGCUAUAUUCUAUAUUCCAUUGAUCAGUUUGUCCUUUGUUCACAGAUUUGGGAAACGAGCUCCACCCUAUGUCCAUACCAUGAUUGCUAACACCUACCUGCUGAUCCCUCCUGUCAUGAACCCCAUCAUCUACAGUGUGAAGACCAAGCAGAUACGUAAAGCUGUGAUAAAAGUUCUCCAUUCUAAAAAAAUAUAGACUCACAAAAGCGUAGAGCUACAUGGCUUGUUUCAGGCCAUAUAGCUAGUUAAUGUUAGAAUACAUCAAAUGUCAGCUACUUUAACCCCUUAUUUCACAGAUGAGGAGACACUCAUAUAUAAUUAGGAACUGAUAACAGUAGAUGACUUUAUGUCUAGAAUUUUUCCUUACUAUUUUUUGUUCUAAGCUAGUAUUUCUAUCCUUGUCAACAGCCCUUUUAUUCUUACCUCAUUGUAGCAGUUAAAAAUUUCAUAUUAAAUCAUCCCUUUGUAGAAAAAUAGGUAGCAUUUUCUAAUUAUCUGCCAUCCACUGUUCAAAGGAACUUUGCUGGUGAAUACUGAGAGCUUCUAUGUAAAUAGAGAUGUGUAUUUAGAAGGUAGUUUGAUACUAUAUCCAUUUAGCAAACUAAUAAUAGUAAGUUGAUCCUAUAACCUAUGAUCUCUCCACCUAUGAGUUCUUGGCCAGGUUUAUAUCAGAUAUAAAUAAAUUCUGUGGUGCCUUCUUUAAACCAGAUCACAAAGCAGUUGGUCACCCCAAAACAUUUUAUCACAAUUUCACCCAUGAGUAAAUCUUGCCAGUUCUAUCAUUAUUGGAACUUGUGAUGUUCAUAGCUGGGUAAGACAAUCAAUAACUUUUGUUCCCCAGCAGCCUAGAUAGCACCUUCUGCUGCUAUGGGAGGCAGUCAGCAUGGGGGAGGCUUCCAGGUCAGUACUUGCUUUAUUUCUCCAGGUCCUUUUACUAAAGCAUAUGGCAUCUUCAGAAAUAGUGUCUUACCAUCAAGUUCUGGUGGGCAACUAAGAGCAAUGAAAGUAGCCUGCACUAUUUUGAGUUUUCUGAGAGGUUCCUUACCAACAACCAGAGGGGAAGAAUCCUACACCUAGCACUGGGAUUUUUACAACCUAUGGCUUCUGGAAGGAACAUCAUCCUUUGUCUUAAUUAUUACUAACCUUGACUUACAUGUGUUCAAAUAUGCCAGAACUUUGUUCUCAGGCCUCUUCUUCCUAUUAUGCUUCUUUUUCUGGUCAUUUCAUAUCAUAUUAUGAUAUUAAAUGCCCUAUGCUGAACAACCACAAGUAGUCCACCCUCAUCUAACAUGUAUUAAUGUUUACAUCCAGAUAUCUCACAAUCAUCUUAGAUGUCUUAAUAGUCCCAUCAAUAAAAAUGUAUGCUCUCUAUAGGCUUCCAUAACCAGAAACUCUGUUUUCCAAAUAUCUAAGAUGAAAUACUUGCAGUGAAUUCUCAUACCUUGAGGUUAAUCCUGUUCCACACCUAACUGUUUAUGAACAAACCCAGAAUCCAGCCACUUACAUUGCUUCCACUACUAUCAUCAGGAUGCCAGCCAUCACCUUGAACCUGAAGUUAUCUAUUAAUAGCUUUGUGGAGAAUCUUCCCUCAUGCAUUUCACAGUUAAGAAUGCUUAUUCUAGUACACAUGGCAGGUCUUAUCACUCCCUCCUUAGCACACUCUCAUGGGCUCUUCUCUGACUAAUGGGGGAAAUUCAGUGAUUGUAGUAGUGUGCAAGGGCUUCUACAUGUUCUGAGUAUCCACCACUAUUCCAGUUCCAGUUCCUACUGUACUUUGAUUCACCCUAGUAAAUUUACAUUAGCCUCUAGAUAUUUUCUUAUAUCAUCAAGAACACUCCAGCAUUAUACUUCAUACUCACCAUUUUUUUUUUUUUGCCUGUGAUGUUUUUCUCUCAGAGAUCAACUGCUGACUUACAUCCUCUCUUCAUGCAGGAUCCUACCCAGUGUACCUUACUGUAGGACCCCUAAAAAUUAUAGGGAUAAUAAUCAUAACAACAAUACUUCUCCAUCAGUUCCUGACAGUAUUUAUCCUCAUCCUUACCUGCCUUUUCUUUAAUCCAUAGCACUUUCAACACCCAAUCUAUUAUAUACUGGGGAGGGGAGGUGUUUUGUUUUGUUUUGUUUUGCUUGUUUCCCCAUCAUGAGAAAAGGUUUUUGAGGAUAAGGAAUUUGUUUCUCGCUGAGUGUACUGUCUCCAUUUACGUCUUAAGAAUCCUUUGUCUUCUAUACAGUACUCCAAGACUGAUGAGAAACUUCCAUGUCUUCUAUUCUGAUUAUCCUCUGUUACUUCAAGCCUUUGCACAAGCUGUUACCUCCACCUAUAGUAGUAUUCACUAUCAUCUGUA